AGGCAGAGAGGGCGAAGUUUCACUCGGUUUCAGUGUGUGCACUGCAGCCUGAGCGCUGCUGCCGGAAUCCAACACAACAAUGGCGACUCCCAGUCCUGACAGCAACUCCAGCAGCUCCAGCAGCUCCAACAGUAGCAGCACCGCAGGAUCCACGUCGCAUCAGUUUCACCAGCAGACACAAAGCAGCAGCAUGCAAGAAACCAACACCUGCUGGAGAUGUCAAAAUGAAACAGGGUUUCAGAUAAGCCUGUCUGGAGUAUCCCAAAGUAAACGUAAAGCUCUGAAGCUGAAUUUCGCCAACCCUCCAGUGAAACCGGCCUCCAGGCUCCCGCUCAAUCCAACGCCCCCCUCUUUUCAGAACCCUCACAUAGAGCGUCUGCGAACACACAGUAUCGAGUCGUCGGGGAAGCUUAAGAUCUCUCCAGAGCAGCAUUGUGACUUCACUGCAGAGGACCUGAGAGACCUCGGGGAGAUUGGUCGCGGGGCAUAUGGCUCCGUCAACAAGAUGGUCCACAAGCCCACGGGCCAGAUCAUGGCAGUUAAGAGGAUUCGCUCCACUGUGGACGAGAAGGAGCAGAAACAGCUGCUGAUGGAUCUCGACGUGGUGAUGAGGAGUAGCGACUGUCCCUACAUCGUUCAGUUCUACGGCGCUCUCUUCAGAGAGGGUGACUGUUGGAUUUGUAUGGAGCUUAUGUCUACCUCAUUAGACAAAUUCUACAAAUAUGUAUAUUGUGCAUUAGAUGAUGUCAUUCCAGAGGAAAUAUUAGGCAAAAUAACAUUAGCAACCGUUAAAGCACUGAACCACUUAAAAGAAAACUUGAAAAUAAUUCACAGAGACAUCAAACCUUCCAACAUUCUAAUGGACCGAAGGGGAAAUAUCAAGCUGUGUGAUUUCGGCAUCAGCGGUCAGCUGGUGGACUCCAUAGCCAAGACCAGAGACGCAGGCUGCAGGCCUUACAUGGCGCCUGAAAGGAUAGACCCCAGUGCUUCCAGACAAGGCUACGAUGUCCGGUCUGAUGUGUGGAGCUUGGGAAUCACCCUGUACGAACUGGCCACAGGAAGGUUUCCUUACCCCAAGUGGAACAGUGUUUUUGAUCAGCUGACACAAGUGGUGAAAGGAGAGCCUCCUCAGCUCAGCAACUCAGAGGAGAGGCAGUUCUCCCCCAAGUUCAUCAACUUUGUUAACCUAUGCCUUACAAAGGAUGAAUCAAAAAGGCCAAAGUACAAGGAACUUCUGAAACACUCCUUCAUUCUGAUGUAUGAGGAGCGUUUCGUGGAUGUCGCCAGUUACGUGUGCCGCAUCCUGGAUCAGAUCCCCGCCUCUCCCAUCUCUCCUAUGUAUGUGGACUGAGGGAGUUUGGCAGGGAAGGGUGGGUGGGUGGGGGGACGGGGUCACCCAACAUGUGGUGGGUGGGACACUAAGCUUUGUGAUGCGACGUUUGACAUCUUAGCCCUCAGAGUUAACGUAGGAUCACCUGUUUAAUCACAUGUUCCAAAGAACAAAGGAACUAAGUCCAAAUUGCCCAGUGCAAUGAGAUGAAUAUUGUUAAGCAAACUCUUCCACCUCCAAUCACCUCAUUUAAAGUCAGUGAAACCUAAAAUAUUAUCAUCCAUCUUCAGUCAGAAAAACUUGAAGACAUAACAUUGUCUUAGUAAAAUGCAAUGCAUCCUUUUAUGUGAGGAAAAAUUAACAGAGUAUAUGUAUAUAUAUACUUGAACUCGUUGUACACAAACAGAAUUUACCAAAUAAAAUGUUGGACAGUGAUGCUCAUGACGUAUGAACAAAAAUACACACUUAUUGGAUUGUACAUUGUGGACUGUGUGUAUGCAUUUGUGUGUUCACGUCUGAAUUGUUGACAUGUACAGAUGUAUGCCGACAGACCUACUGUCUAAACACACACACACACACACACUCUAAUCAUCACGCAGUUUGUUGCGGGCACCUUCACUCAUGGUCAAUGAAUGAGUAUGCAAAAAAUGUUUGAAUCUGGGAAGCUCAUGGAUUCGGUAGCGUGGCUUUACUUCUUUUUUUUUUUUUGGUUUGUUUUCAAUAUGCAAUCUGUGAGAGUUUGUCUUGACACGUGAUACAGGACAAUAUACAUUCUCACUUCCAAUGUUAGCCCCAGUUUGCACUUCUCUUGUUACUUCAUUACAUGAGCCACAAACCUAAUUCAAAAAAGCUAAUACUAAAGAUUUUAAGGGUUGGGGGGGAAAUUGAGUCCCACAUCGUAACCCUGUUUCCUAAUCAAAAAAAAUUUUUUUAGCUGGAAAUGUAGGGUUAGCUUUCUUUUUAGCUUUAUGUCAUAUCCACCUAAUCUGAACCUGAAGGAACGUUGUUCAACUGGGAGAUUGUGUCAUUUUAGCUGUUCCUAAAUCAACGUUAAUUAGCUACAACUGAUAUAAUUAGCUGUUCGUCAUCCGUUAAAGCUUCAGUUAGCAUGAAGAUGAAUGAUGCCUGCUACCUAAAUGUUUUCUAUAUUACUAAUAAAAAGUAAACAGUAGAUUCAGUGAGAGAAUAGAAGUGUGUCAUUAGCAUAGGAGUUCAGUGAAUACAGGUAUUUUGCUAACUGGGCCCAGCUACAGAAAUUAUCUGACCUUUCUCAUUUUUUUACGGUACAAAAACAUAGAUGUGUUAUUAUGAAAACAUUAAUAUAGAUAAAUAUACCUGACAAAACUUUUCAAACAUACAGAAUAGGCAAGGAGAUAUGUCACUUCAAGCUAACGUUAGUUAGUUUGGACGUGGAAUCAGAACUUGGUAUGCGAGUAAAACUCUUAUGCAGUGGAAAUAAUAAUUCCAGAUGGACUGUCUGAAAAUUUUUUAAAAAUACUUUCAAACAUCCCGCAUCAUAGUUUUAUAUUUUAGGAAAGAAGAUACUUCCGUAGCUCAAAUGUAAUGACAUGACGAUACAUGAGAGAUACAAACUGGGGCUAAUCCAAUGUUACCUUGCCUGAUGUAAAGUGACUUCAGGACAUUAUUUCCACUGAUGUAAAUGUGUAUGUAUAUAGUACAUCUAAUCUGCUGUUCCUGGCAGGUUCUGCUUGACAGUUAAGGCUCAUUCCUAAACACGGAGAUGAUCAAAUCAAGUGGUGACCAAAUUAAGAGUGCUAGGCGCAGAAUAAUAAUGUGGUUUCAGUUUGAGAAUGAGCCUUAAUGCUCCCCAGCAGCCUGUCAUAGCACUGUACAGUUAAACUGCUCAUCCACACUGAUCACAGAUCCACCAUGCUGCAAUACAAAGGCAAACAGCAGUAACUACAUCUUUAAAAAAUGACACCCUAUAAAUGCUGCUAAAUGACAAACUGUCCACCUAUGUACCAACGACACAGAAGAUCCACUCCUCACAUGGUUACUGCUGUUUGACCUUUUAGGUUACCACAGCAUGUUCCUCCGUGACUUGGCAUGUCUCUUUUCUGGCUUGCACUGAUGAUAGAAUGUCCCCCCCCCCCCUGCUAAAACAUGUAUCACACUUUGGGAUGUGUCCCUAUAGUUGAAAGGGCAUCCUCUGGCCUGACCUCAGGGGGCAGGCGAGGGAAAGGCUGCAACUUGAGACUAUUGAGAUUCACCCACUCUCAUUCCCUCUCAGAAAGCCACGUCUACCCGCACAAUGGAAGUUAGUGGACAAACAUCACACAACUAGGAGUUAGUUCCAUAACCAAACUGUAUGGAUGGUGGUCCUUCAAAGUUGGGACAUUGUAAUGACCUGUAAUGUAAUUAUUUUAAAGGAUAAGGCUAGUAAUGGUCACCCCGUUUUUUUUUUUUUUUUACAUUCAACAAAUUCAUUGAAAAGACCAAACCAAAACCAAUCAUCUUUUCAGUUGGUAGUUUUGAGCAAGCAUAACUAGUGCACUUGUUAGGGGUAGUUUUCAACAGCAAAGUGAGUUGACAAUAUGAAAAUAAUAGACUAUAGUCAGUCUUAUCCUUUAAAUGUGCAAAUGCCAAUAAUCUAAAGUAAUCCAAUGUAAUAUAGCCUAUACAAGAAUAAGCCAAGAAUAUAUAGUAACAUGAGUCAGCUAUUGACUUUGUCACAUAAUACAAGAUCAGUUGAUAUUUUAUGGGACUGUCCAGAGUAUUUACUGUUAUUGUUACUCUUAUAUCUUGAUGUGGAAAAAAAUAUAUCAAUUUGAUCGACAGUCACAAUUCAGGUUUUUAUUGUAUUUUGGCAUUUUCUUUGACUGUAAGGCAUUAUUACAUUUAGUUUCAUUACAUUAAAGGUAUUGUUGUAUUUAAAGGGGUACUCUAUCGAUUCUGUGUUGUACUUCAUUGAGGUUGUGGGGAGCAAUAUGUUUAAAAAAGAAUUAUAAAAAUUGAUGCAGUAGAGGCCAAGAUAUUCUAUUCUUAAAGAAACAAAACUGACAUCAUCAGAAAACUGAACUUCGGUGGAGCUCCCCUUAAUGUUUUCCUUAAAUUUCAAUGACUACAGAUGUAAGCUGUUGUUGCAAAAAUGGCCACCAUCUUUGGGGUGUGUUGGGGGCUUUGGGGUCACUCAUUAAAACAAGACUUGUUGAACACUUGUGGCUUAUUUGGGAGGGUUAUAACAUUACAACAGAGUUGGUAGAGAUGUAUUGUAGACCAGACACGAUUCUCUGUCUAGCUUAUUAGGAGAAUUCUGUCAGCUCUGAUCUUUCCGUUUCUAUCAGUAAUGUGAAAUGGUGCAGACCCCUGAGAAAGCCCACAAUCUCAUUUGACACGUCUCCAGAUCUGUUCUUCUCUCAUGGGAUAUGUUUCCAAGAAGCUAACUUACCACUGGUGAAUCUGAAUCUCCAGGGUACAUGUUGUACAAAUUGCAAUUUACUAGAAUGUUCAUAAUAGAUUAUAAGAUAAUAUUAAGGGCAAUGAAUAUUAUAUUGUAUCUUUAUCAAGGGUUACAAAUAAAGUUCCCAUGGAAAAGACUGAGAACCUGUAUUGUGUGCUUCUUGUGAAUCAGACAUGAAUAAAAUGGUAACUGCGGAAAUGAUUUUGCUGUGAUAAGUUUAUUGCUCUUCUUUCUGUAGUAUACAGGGAUGCAGGCAAAUACUGUUUUUUUUUUUUUUUUU
Molecule: messenger RNA, 5031 nt
Organism: Scomber japonicus (chub mackerel)
Lineage: Eukaryota; Metazoa; Chordata; Actinopteri; Scombriformes; Scombridae
Gene: map2k4b
Product: mitogen-activated protein kinase kinase 4b
Exons: 13
Coding region: 80-1351 (423 amino acids)
Biological process (GO): protein phosphorylation; MAPK cascade
Molecular function (GO): JUN kinase kinase activity; ATP binding
Source: RefSeq, a predicted model, not a curated record